Messenger RNA from Centruroides sculpturatus (bark scorpion), 771 nucleotides. Its product is annotated as solute carrier family 10 member 6-like. Bases 1 to 564 code for a protein of 187 amino acids. Gene Ontology annotation, cellular component: membrane. Lineage: Eukaryota; Metazoa; Arthropoda; Arachnida; Scorpiones; Buthidae. The record is from RefSeq and is a predicted model, not a curated record. The transcript is spliced from 3 exons.
AUGGAAAACGAUACAUUGGAUUUUCUGGAAAGUAAUUCAACAUCUAAUGCUACAUCCAUUUAUUAUAUCAACAAAGAUCUUAAAAUGACUCAGAAUAUAAUUGCGAUAGUUUCCCUAAUAAUUAUAAUGAUUGCUAUGGGUGCAGAAAUCACUUGGAGUCAGAUUUAUAAAGGAAUCCGAAAACCCGUUGGUCCAGCUAUUGGACUCUUUUGCCAAUUUGUUAUAAUGCCAUUGAUUGGAUUUAUGUAUAAUGUUAUAUUUCAAUUCGAAUCGAGUCUAGCGGCUGGUUUGCUUAUUAAAUCAUGUUUCCCCGGAGGUGCUAUUUCUAACGUCUUUACAUAUUAUUUAGAUGGCGAUGUUUCGCUGAGUGUGACUAUGACUACAAUAUCUAUCGUAGCAUCCCUAGGCUUGAUGCCUUUGAACCUUUGGAUAUAUGCAAGUAAUACAGAAGCUAAGAACUUAAAAAUACCUUAUGACAAUAUUGCAUUAUCACUAUUAAUGAUUGUUCCUCCCUUGAUUUUGGGUAUGAUAAUAAAAUGGAAAGCUCCUAAAGUAUCUUCUUAAAUAACUAAGGUAUAAAACAUGAUUUACUAAAUGGUUAAGGCGUUAAUUUUAAUCAUUUAUAUUAUAUUAUGAAACUAUUUUUGUUUUUAAUAGUGGGGAAGUACAACAAGUAUGAUAAUGAUCAUAAUUUUCGUGAUAAUGGAGAUAAUCUCCUCUCAACACAUGUUUAGUAUAGUAUCGUGGAAAGUUAUUAUAACCUCUUUAUUA